Molecule: messenger RNA, 1860 nt
Organism: Miscanthus lutarioriparius
Lineage: Eukaryota; Viridiplantae; Streptophyta; Magnoliopsida; Poales; Poaceae
Source: the annotation of a GenBank genome assembly
AUGGACAAGGGCGCGGCGCUGGCUUCCUCAGAUAUCGUCCACCAAAACCCGGCGGGGGUCACCGCCAUCGGCAUCGGCGGCACGGGGUCCUCGUCGUUGUCGUCGUUCGCGAGCUGGCGCGCGUACGGGUGCGCGCUAGCGCAGACCCCGCGCCGCCUGUCGCGCCGCGCGUUUGCCGCGACGGCGGCCCGGGAGGAGAUGAGCCGCGUGCGCGCGCGGUCGGGCGCCGACAUGGCGCGCGCGCUGCGGUGGUGGGACCUCGUCGGGCUGGGCCUCGGCGGCAUGGUGGGCGCCGGCGUCUUCGUCACCACGGGCCGCGCCGCCAGGCUCUACUCGGGGCCCGGCGUCGUGGUUUCCUACGCCAUUGCGGGGCUCUGCGCGCUGCUCUCCGCCUUCUGCUACACCGAGUUCGCCGUCGACUUGCCCGUCGCCGGCGGCGCAUUCAGCUACCUCCGCGUCACGUUCGGGGAGGUGGCGGCGUUCCUGACGGGAGCGAACCUGAUCAUGGAGUACGUCUUCUCCAACGCCGCCGUGGCGCGCAGCUUCACGGCGUACCUCGGCACGGCGGUCGGCGUGGACGCGCCCAGCCAGUGGCGGAUCACUGUGCACGGCCUGCCCGACGGGUUCAACCAGGUGGACCUCGUCGCCGUCGCCGUCAUCCUCCUCAUCACCGUCUGCAUCUGCUACAGCACCAAGGAGAGCUCGGUGGCGAACAUGGUGCUGACGGCGGUCCACGUGGCGUUCAUCCUGUUCAUCAUCGGCAUGGGGUUCCGGCACGGCGACGCGCGCAACCUGACGCGGCCGGCGGACCCGUCCCGCAGCCCCGGCGGGUUCUUCCCGCACGGCGCCGUGGGCGUGUUCAACGGCGCGGCCAUGGUGUACCUGAGCUACAUCGGCUACGACGCCGUGUCCACCAUGGCCGAGGAGGUGCAGCGGCCCGCGCGCGACAUCCCCGUCGGCGUCUCGGGAUCCGUCGUCCUCGUCACCGUGCUCUACUGCCUCAUGGCCGCCUCCAUGUCCAUGCUCCUUCCCUAUGACGCGAUUGACCCGGAGGCGCCGUUCUCGGGGGCGUUCAAGGGGCGGGAGCGGUGCGCGUGGGUGUCCAACGUCAUCGGCGCCGGCGCCAGCCUCGGCAUCCUCACCUCGCUGAUGGUGGCCAUGCUGGGGCAGGCGCGGUACCUGUGCGUCAUCGGCCGCUCUGGCGUCAUGCCGGCGUGGCUCGCCCGGGUCAACCCCCGCACCGCCACCCCCGUCAACGCAUCCGCCUUCCUCGGCGUCUUCACGGCGGCGCUGGCGCUGUUCACGGAGCUGGACAUCCUGCUGAACCUCGUCUGCAUCGGCACGCUCUUCGUCUUCUACAUGGUGGCCAACGCCGUCGUGUACCGCCGCUACGCCGGCUCCGUCUCCGAGCCCGCCGCCCGCGGCGGAGGCGGCGGCGCGAGAUGGCCGACGCUCGCGUUCCUCACCGUCUUCUCCCUGGCCGCGCUCGCCUUCACGCUGGCGUGGAAGCUGGCGCCGCCCGAGCCGCGGGGCGUGCGUGCGGGCCUCCUGGCGGCGUGCGCGGCGCUGGCGGUGGCCGCGGUCGCCGCGUUCCAGGCGCUGGUGCCGCAGGCGCGCGUCCCCGAGCUGUGGGGCGUCCCCGGGAUGCCCUGGGUGCCCGCCGCGUCCGUCUUCCUCAACGUCUUCCUGCUGGGGUCACUCGAUCGCCCCUCCUACGUCCGCUUCGCCAUCUUCUCCGCCGCCGCGCUGCUCGCCUACGUGCUCUACAGCGUGCACGCCAGCUACGACGCCGAGGAGAGCGGGCGGCUCGAUGGCGACGGCGGCGGCAAGGUACAGGACGAAGCGUGCACGGUGGUGUAG